Podarcis lilfordi (Lilford's wall lizard) is the source of this 16727-nucleotide messenger RNA. The record is from the annotation of a GenBank genome assembly. Lineage: Eukaryota; Metazoa; Chordata; Lepidosauria; Squamata; Lacertidae.
AUGUUGGCGGUGGACAAAGGGAUCGUAGAAGAAUGGUUAUCGGAAUACAAGGUAAUAUAUGGUUCCCAAAAAUAAAUAUUCAUUUUCAAGAAUUAAAUGCUAGCAAUCAUCCAUAGUAGUAGAGCCAGUAUAGUGUAGAGCAGAGGUCCCAAACCUUUUGGAUAUUGUGGACACAUUAGCUAUUUUAUAGAAUCCUUCACAGAAUGGCAUCAUGGGAGUCAUACCUAUCAGAAACCCAAGACCUUGUCAGGACUUAAUACCAUUGCACAGAGAUCUUUACAGGUUGUCAAUCUGGGUACAGGGCCAGGUUCAAGAUGUUAUAGUACAGUAUAUAAAGCCCUUAACAACUUCAGACUAGUUACUUACAAUAUCAUCUUACCCUGUAUAUGUCCACUCGACUACUUCGACCUGCGGAACUGGCACUGUUAUAGGUGCCACAUAAUACCCGUUCUGCAUUCAUAAGAAAUCAAUCUUUUAAUGUGGCAGCACUUACACUUUGGAUCUCCCAGCCUAUUGAUACCAGGCAGGCACACUCACUGUACUCUUUUUAGCUCCUGCUAAAAAUAUUUUUUGUUUAGACAAGCCUACCCAGAUAAUGUGGCAUGUUUAUAUGUGGUUUGAUUGUUUUUAGUUUAUUGCUGACCCCCCCCGUUUUUUUCAAAUGUUUAUAUAAUAGUUUUAACUUAUUUCUACCAAUACUUUUGUUGUUUUAUUCUCUUUGUAGACCACUUUUAUACCUCAAUCAAGUGGCAUAUAAAGUUUAUGAAAUAGAUAAAUAAAAUCUCGAUCUAAUUUAGUCUUCUUUGCAACUUUACCAUUCAUACUUUCUUUUUGUCCCAUAUCACCACCAAAAGGCAUACAUGCACCCUUUCUCGCAAGAACAUUGUCCUUCAAACUCUCCCUCUAUUCCCCAUUUUCUACUUUUCCCUUUUUUCUAUGUAUAUGAAUGGCUAGAAUAUACCUUUACAUAAGUUUAGGUGCCAGGCAAAACGUUUCUCUUUAACCAGGUCUUUGGCGUGGACUGAUUAAAAUUCUGUGUCCUUUUAAAUGAGUUUGUGGGAGGGAGGUUAUCGGUCUGUUUGUUUUAUUACCGGUAUAUAUUUUGUGUCCUCAUUUUGUAUUUUCAUGUUGUGAACUGCCCUAUGAUCUUCAGCUGAAGGGUGGUAUACAAAUUUAAUAAAAAAAAAUAUUAUGAGGUACUUUUGCCCACAAGAAAAAUACAGCCUGAAAAAAUAGGAUGAAUACCUCAUAUGAAGAAGGGGAAAUAAAUAUCUUAAUUGCAAAGAAACUUAUAUAUUGGCUUACUGUGUCUUAAAAUGUUUUGUGUUAGACAGUGCCAGAAGCAUCUAUACCAAGCUAUGCUAAAAAUCUGAAAGACAAGAGUUCUCUGGUUUCAUCUCUUUAUAAAGUUAUUCAGGAUCCACAAAGUGAGGUAGGUAAAUGUGUACAGAAUUAUAACUGGGGUUGGGAGAACUGUUGAGAAUAAAUGGUGCAUGCUGUUUCACUGCAGCACUAAGUUCUUAAGAAGUGGGCAGGGUGAGCAGAAGUAAGAACAACACAGAGCACUAAACCUUGUCCUCUUCUUUACGAGACCCUGCUUUAGACCUCUUGUUUUGACUUUCUGUAGAUACUACCUUUGUAUAUUUCAACUUUUCUAUGGCGCUGCUAAGACUGGAAAUCUGAUUUUAAAGAGUACCCUUUUCAGCUGAGAGCCAAACUAGAUGUGAAAUUAAAUGUAUCAAUAAUUAGAUAAUUAUUGGAAUUGUGGGAGAGAGUUUUAACUGUUUUCUUUCCCUGCUGCAUUUCUGAUCAAAGACAGAAAUUCACAGUGUGCCUAUUUCUCUCUUUUGUGGUGAUGAAAGAGCAGCUCUGAUUGAGUAUGGCAUAAGGGGAGAAUGGGGCAUACUAAUUUAACAUUUACAAUACAGUGGUGCCCCGCAAGACGAAUGCCUCGCAAGACGGAAAACCCGCUAGACGAAAGGGUUUUCCGUUUUUGAGUUGCUUCGCAGGACGAAUUUCCCUAUGGGCUUGCUUCGCAAGACGAAAAUGUCUUGCAAGUCUUGAGAUUUUUUUUCCGCUUUUCCCCCCCUUUAUCUAAUCUGCUAAGCCUUUAAUAGCCUUUAAUAGCCUUUUAGCAGCUAAUCCGCUAAGCCUUUAAGCCUUUAAUAGCCGCUAAACCGCUAAUCCGUUAAGCCGCUAAUAGGGUUGCUUCGCAAGACGAAAAAACCGCUAGACGAAGACUCUCGCGGAACGGAUUAAUUUCGUCUUGCGAGGCACCACUGUACAGAAUUGUUUCUUUUAAGAAUUGAUAAAUUUUGCUUCUUUAAAAAGUGUAGAAAAGCAUACUGAUGUGUUAAUCCACUAACAAAAUAUUUAAUGUUUGAUUUUGUUUCAGUUGCUAGAACCAGUCUGUCAUCAGCUGUUUGAAUUUUAUCGUAGUGGUGAGGAACUUCUGCUUCAGUUCACACUGCAGUUUCUUCCAGAACUGAUAUGGUGCUAUCUUGCUGUUUCUGCCAGUAAGGACCUACAAAGCAGUGGCUGCAUAGAAGCACUUCUCUUAGGAGUUUAUAACUUGGUUUGUAUUCACACUUGAGAAAUUAAUUAUUCUCUCUUGGCAUAAAGUGCAAAUUACAGUGUAAUGUCCCGGGGGCCUCUUAACCAGUUAGAUCUAAAUCCCUGUGACAUACUGCUAUUAGCAGAAAUGUUCAUGUGGUUUUGUCAGAAAACAAGCCAAAAAUCUGGAGUAUUAACUUGCUCUGGUUUGGUAUUCUCUGUAUUGACAUUAGUUGGAUUUAGCAAUUGUAUUCUGUAGAUUUAGCACAGUGGGAUGAAGGAAGCUGUUUUAAAACAGUUGAGCUAUGCGGCAUUCAUCAGUAGGCAUUCUUCAUAUCACAUGUUUACCUUCUAAGCUCAUUGUGAUAGUAGUAGGAUAACUCCUCCCUGGAGCGUCCCUCUGACUAAAUAUUUGGGAGAGUUGCAUGGUAAAAUGGGCUGUGUAUUAUUCUAAAAGGAAAACAGGGUUGGAAGUAGGUUCCCUGCUUCCUUCUAUAGUCUCUCUCCACCCACCCCUCAGUAUCUCCUGAUGUGGUAUGUGAGAUAUUGGUGAGAAAAUGAGUGGGGGGUUGCUGCAGCAGGAAGCAAUCCAAAGUACAUCUGAUAUUGGAGUGGGGGAAGAAAGUAUGUGGAGGAUCUGCUCUUUGCUGUAGAAUUCCCAACACCCUUUUCUUCUGCUUGAAAGUGAAAGACAUUGGGAGGAAGGGCAAAGUGGGUGGGUGAGAGAGACUACAAAGCAUUGUCUUGCUUUCUAUUACAAGAUAAUGGAGCAAUAGAUUAACAAUGUGCCUUUCCUAAACUUUCCUUGGCUCUACUCUGUGUCUUUGGAGGGGGUGGGAGAGACAAACAUGGUCUGUAUUCUGGGAAGGCAUUUCCAUUUCUGUACUCUGGUUAAUAUGCAUAAGCAUACUAAUGAAAAGAAUGUGAUUAGCUGAUACAGUUAAUGGCUAUCUACCUGAGUUUAUAACCAUGGUAAUUACUUUUUCUGUAUUAAGCUCAGAAUUGGUGUUUCACUGCAUCAGUGGUGUUUAAAUGUGGAAUGUCUUGAUUUUGAUGGAGACUUAAAGGAAACUCAUUUCUCAGUUUUCUAUCUGUACUUAAAGCAGUAGUCUCAUAUAAUAAUAAACAGAGUCUACUUUGCAAAACACACUGUGUUCAUCUUGUGGGUAAGCUUAUAUACCUUGAGGACAGAGAGAUCAGAAUAAUCAAGGGUCUGUCAAGGCAGCCCCCAAAGUCAAGCAAUUUAAGAGACGGCUGAGUCACAGUGCUAUGUAAAGCGCAAGUGACUUUCAGAACCUAUAAAAAUGAGUGUGACUAUCAGCCAUUAAUGAUAGUUUUCUUUCUCUGUUCCUUGUGAUAGAAAUCUCUGCUGGAUCAAGAGAACUUUCCAUUAACUGGUGUAUGCCAUUAGAUAUGACCCAUAAGAUUUAUUCAGGACUCUAAAGAAGCAAACAUAUUGAGCAAGAUUAGACUUGAUUAGUCUAUAUUAGAAAUAUUUCCACUUGAGUAAAACUUCUAAUAUGUCAGCUGUCAGAUGCUUUUUGAUUAGGACAUCCUAGAUGUUAAGAAUAAGAUGAUGCUGGAUUUCCACAUUCAUCAUCUUGUAAAUUCAAGUGUUCACAUGUGCAUCCAUUUAGUAGCUUUGGGCAUAAUUAAAGCGCUAAUGAGGGAUGGGAAGUUCAUGCCCUACUCUGUUGCAGUUGCUCAAGUGAUUUCUAAUCUAAACAAACUUCCAUAUAUUUUUCAUUAUAUGACCUAACUUUCUUUUAUACCUUACAGGAAAUAGUUGACAAAGAGGGGCACAGUAGGGUAUUAAGUUUUACAAUUCCAUCCUUAUCCAAACCUUCCAUAUAUCAUGAAGUAAGUUUAAUAGACACUUCUGUUUCCAUAUGUGUGUGUAGUUUUGUUGUAGCCUCCCUUGCAUGAAUGUCAUCUGGCCUUGAUUUUGUCAUCUUAAGGAUAAAUAUUUUUGUUUUAAAAGUCUGCUGGUAGUGCAACUAGUUGCUGUUUCUUACAAAGGCACAAGUGAUUAGGGCAAAGAUGAACACAAGAGUACCUGGGUUUUGCAUGCCCUCCAGGUGUUUAAAUUGUCUCCCAUCAGCCCCAGGGGGAAAUGGCCCGUGGUCAGGGAUGAUGAGAGCUCUGCUACAAAGUAUUGGGGGUGGGGGGAUCAGUUUGGGAAAGACUGUUCUAAAAGUAUCCUUAAUGUGAAAUAUUUGAAGUAAAAUAUGAUGGGCUUCAGUGUUCUAGAAUAUAUAAUGUUGAGUUUAAAUUAUCUGAAAAGUAUUGUCAUGGCUAAAGUUCUAAUAAGUUUCAGGUGUAACUAUGUAGAACAGGCAUAGGCAAACUCGGCCCUCCAGAGGUUUUGAGACUACAGUUUCCAUCAUCCCUGACCACUGGUCCUGUUAGCUAGGGAUGAUGGGAGUUGUAGUCCCAAAACAGCUGGAGGGCCAAGUUUGCCUAUGCCUGAUGUAGAACCUAACUUAUUUAAAAUUAUGAAAUAUUUUACAUUAGCUUUGUCAGUGGAAUAAUAAAGCUGAAGAUAAAAUGAGAAUAAAAUGUCUGUUGUUGGUUAGCGUUUAAGUGGAUGAAAACUGUGAUAACCCAAAAAUUUGAUGUAUUUCAACAAAACGUUUAGCACUGAAGUAUAAGGACACAUGAUAGCAACAGACCCUCUUGCAAAGUUAGGUCUGUUGCCAAAUCCCUAGCUGCAAGGGAAAUUGGGAACAUAGCACAAGUUGGGCUGAAGGCAGGAACUGAGCCUACCCCGCCCCCAAGUUUUAGCUGGUUUUCUCCUGAUGAGGCUCCAAUAUCAGAGGAAACUCCUGUUAAGAGGUCAUUAGCUCUUUUUAAAAAUAGUUUCACUUGGACUUGCACAGGGAAGAGUUCAGCUCCCCUUUCUAACCCACCUGUGCCAGUAAACUGAUCUUGUUACCACUCUUAAGUUACUAUUGAAGUGGCACAAUGAAUCUUCUGUACUAUAUUUUAGUGGCCUUUCCCCAUUUUACUUAUGAGUGUACUGCUUACCAUGUAACAUUCAGUUAAAUUUUAUACUUUUAUGUUUGUCAACAAUCAGCUGUCUAUUUUAGUUUCUUUGUGCUUUAAAAAAAAAUAAUUCAGUACUGCUGUUCUUAGUGAUGUAUUCAAGUAUCUGUUUUUCUUAGCCUUCCAGUAUUGGGUCAAUGGCUCUUACUGAGGGUGCUCUAUCUCAGCAUGGCUUAUCCAGGGUUGUGUAUAGCGGACCUCAUUUGCAGAGAGAGAUGUUAACAGCACAAAACAGGUAAAAAUGCAUGCUGUUGCUUUCAGUCUUAAGACAAAAAAAACCCACACUUGGCCACUUAUCAAUUAUCCUUCCAUGUUAUCUUCAUAUCCCACACUUAACAGAACUUUUAAUAGUAUAGUUUAUAUGUUAGUGGUGUGUUCUUGAUAACAGUUCAUAAUGUGUGUGUAUCAAGCCUUGUGUAUUUUUUCAAUGAAUCAGAAUUCUUUAUUUGUUCAUAGGUUUGAAGUAUUGACAUUCCUUUUGUUGCGUUACAAUGCUGCCUUAAGCUAUAUGCCUGCAGUUUCUCUUCAAUCUUUAUGUCAAAUCUGUUCAAGGUAAGUUUUCUUUCUUGGUUGAAUUGAGAAUAGUAUUUUAAAUUGUAAUCCUAUGGUAUCUGUUCCAUCUGUAGAGCUUGGUACAAGUUAAAACUCCAGUGGGUGAUUUUUCAUUUCUGGAAAUGCAUAAGCCAGCUGUUAUGCAGGUUUGUCAUCAUUCUUAGGUGAAACACACAGGUUCCUUGGUACAUGGAAAACAGUAAUCUAAAAGAGGAGGGCAGGUGCUUCAAACAGUACUUUUGGAUCCCAGCCCUAAACAGGAUCGCUGUCUCUCCACAUUUGGCCAGUGUAAAAGAAGAAGAGAGCUCCCUGUAGGGGAAGUCAUAUUCUUGAGAGGUAGGCGACCCUGCUCGUCACAUUUAGCCCAUAAGGCUGAUCCUAAUAAGGAUCUGCCCCAUGGAGUCCAAACAAUUCCCCACCCUGAAUCAGUCAGAUGUACACUCAAAUUCUGAAGUUUAAUUAAUUGGUUUGUCAUACUAUUGUAUCCAAGGCAAAGCUCUUCAGGAAUCCUGCUGGAAUCUUUUAUGAGCUGGAUUGCUAAUUGAACUUGAUUUAAUAGAAAUUUGACCAGAUAAGAGCAAUGUUUCGGUUUGUAGGAGACAACUCUGAAAAGAUGGAAUUGGCUAGUUAGAUGCACUCAAUGCACUCUUAUUUGACCUAAAAAAAGAACAUGCAUUUCAGGAUUCUUUUCAACAUAACAACUGCACACUAUACUUUUUAACACACAAUCAAGCAAUCUAAAAUAACAAUACUAAUACUAAUUAUAUUCUUUUAGGAUCUGUGUUUGUGGAUAUCCUCGUCAACAAGUAAGGAAAUACAAAGGCAUAAACAGCAGGAUUCCAAUUUCCUCUGAAUUCAUGGUGCAGAUGUUAACUGGGAUUUAUUAUGCUUUGUAAGUUCAGGAAACGUUAUGUCCUAUAUUUAAAAAAGAAUAGUACAUUAAUGGUUGGACAGUGUACAUAGUGCAUAAUGCUCAUUUACAUGACAGAGUCCAGUGAUCCUACGGGUGCUGUCACAAAAGAUUUUGGUUUCUGAAAGUUAUAUCUUACCUUUCUGUAAAACAUAAUGAUUGACUCUAGAGGAACCUUAAGGCAUAUGUCAGUGUGCUUUGAACUGUCUUUCCCAGGAAGGGGUGCAGCUUGGAACUGUUCUGCUCAGGUUCUGCUUGUGGAGCUUCCCAUGGGCAUCUGAUUGGCCACUGAUCUGAUCCAGCAGGGCUAUUCUGAUGUUCUCAUGGAGCACCAGCCACAUUUGAGUAAAGUUACCAUCUGGGCAUCCACAAGCAGUGGCAGACCAAGCAGCACUUUAGAUGUGCUCCUUUACCACCAGGUUUAUCCAAUUCCAGGUCCUACCAUUAUCUCUGACCAUUGGUCAUGCUGGCUGGGGAUACCAGACAGAGCUAAUGACUAGAAAAUAUCAUUGUAAAUAUCAGUGUUUCCAAAUAGCUUCUAUUAUUUAUUGAAUACAUAUUGUUGUGCAUUUUAUUUCUAUUACGAUAAAUGAUUCAUCCAGAUGGAUCUAUAAUGAAUAACAUGUAUGGUUGUGAUGUUGAAAUGAAUAAUCAUUAUAAUCAGUUCUGAUUUUGUGUCUCUGCUAACUUUCUAGUUAUAAUGGAGAAUGGGAUCUAGCUCGUAAAGCAAUGGAUGAUAUUUUAUACAGAGCACAACUGGAGUUAUAUCCAGAACCACUGUUGGUAAGCAUCUUGUGUUAAAUUCUUCUAUAGCAUUUGUACAUUUUAUUUAAAACAUUUAUAUCCUGAUUUCCCAGCUCAUAUGAACUUGCCAAAGUAACGUAAGCUAAAAUAUUAAAAACAAUCUUCCAUAACAAUUAAAAAGCAAAUCAUAGGCAAUGAGCUAAUAAAACCUUCCAGAAAAAGAGAAAAUAUUGGAGAAUAAAACAAAUUGGACACUAGUCUGGCCAUGUAUUUGCUAAAAACACAGGCAGAGUAGGAGCCAGAUGGAUAUCCUCAGAGAGGGAGCUCCAUAACCUGGGAACUACUGUGGUAAAGGCAAUCUCCCUCAUUACCACCCUCCAUACCUCUAAUAGCAACAGGAGAUACCAAAGUAUCUUCUCCAGUGAUCCAAGUGGAUGGGUAGCUUUAUGUAGAAGGAGGUUGUGCUUUAAAUAGCCUGGUUCUUGGACCAGGGUUAUAUAGGGUUAAAAAACUUAUGAGUCGCUUUUUUAAUUAGGACUGGAAAUUGAUUGGAAGCUCUAGGUGUAAACUAGGACAUGCAUAAUCAAGGGCAGACAUGCAUUCUCCAAGAAUAUGUACAGUUGGCCUAAGCUAUACAAACACACUCCUGGCCAUGGCUGCCUAGCCUUCCAAGGGCAAAGCUGCCUCUAAAACAGGACGGCCCAACUCCAUUUUUGGGGGCCUGGGGGUACAUUUGGAAAUCUAAAACUGUCGUUGGCACCACAAAAUUCUCAUUUCACAAGACAGUCUGGUGAUGCUCAGAUCCCUUCCCAAUAAAAGCACCUGGACACCCCUCCAAAAAUACAAUACAGAGACCAAAAAGCAAUCACCACCUCCUACAUCAACCAAAAAAGGGCCAAAAACUAUGUUAAGAACAUUUGCAAAUUGAGAGGGACAAGGGGCCUGGGUGGUUGCCACUGAGGUGCUGUAGUGUCCAUGGAUACAAUAUUGGGGACCCAAAGCCUAAGGCAUAAUAGUCUCUCAGUUUUUAAGAGCACACAGUAAAUAGUCAGAAACAAGGACUUCUGUACACUUGGAAUGACAGUGGAUAGUUAAAAGACAGCCAGGAGGGGGAAACAUGAUUAUAAAUGGACUUCUGCAACAGCUUUUAAGGCAAGUGUUCUCAGUCUGAAUUGUUUACUAAUCUUCUAAAGCCAUAAUUGAACAGAUGGAAGUCAAACUGUUUUUUGUUUUGACUUUCAUCAUUGAUGCUUUCCUUGAUACAUAUGAAAUGUUGUUGCUUCAAUUCAAAAUCUGGUGUUAAUGUUGAAAAUUUAUCACACUUUUUUGUUGAUUUCUUAGGUUGCUAAUGCAAUAAAAGCUUCAUUGCCUCAAGGUGCCAUAAAAUCUAAUAAAGAAGGUACAAAAUGUAUUCAGGUUGAAAUUACACCUACUGCAUCUAGAAUAUCAAGAAAUGCAGUGACCAGCAUGUCUAUUCGGGGCCAUAGAUGGAAAAGGCAUGGUAAGAAAUGCAGUUAAUGAAACUACAAUUUAUUAACUAAAUUCUAGAAGUCAAGGCUUCCAGAAUGUCAUUAAAUUGGCUGAUGAAUUAAUUGUGUUAUUUAAUUUCUUUUAUACAAAGAGAUACUAUGACUUCCUGUAUCAGUACUCUGAUGCAUAAAUAACUCUAUGCUUAUUCAGUUUACCAUUCAUUAUUCCUAAAUUUUAAUAUGUACACUGCAAAAUUAGUGUGGGUGUGCACCUCAGCUGCCCGUAUCCAGAAUUUGAUCGUAACUGGAAUUUUCAUCUCAGGUUGAAAGCUUCUGUAUAUAAUUUCGUUAAGAAGCAAAAUAAUAGAUUGAAUUCCCAAGAGUAAAUUAAACUCUGUAAAUUAAGAUAACUAGAACUUCAUUAUUUUAAACAGUGAAGUUUAUCAAAUCAGUGAUUUUUAUUAUAGUUAUUUAGCUCUUAAAGUUUCCAUGUAGGUUUUGUGUUAAGAAUAUGUUGCAAAGCAGUAGCAUCCCUAUGUACAAGGCCUUUUACUUUCAUUUGUUUAUGGGAUAGUCACUAUGAAAUUAUUUAAUCACAACUUUUGAUCAUUAGAAUGGAUCUUGAAUGUACCCUUCUUCCCAGUUGGGUGAUCUGAGGCUUAUUUCAUCCUGCAGAAAACAACACAUUCUAUUGAGAGAAAUUAGGCAUACUUAGUAUAAAACAAGACAACAUCUACAACAUAUUGAGGGGCAGUAUCAAGAUUUACUGGGAUUUAUCACUCACAUAAUGGAUUUAUAUCCAUUAUGGAUCAAAAAGCAGAUUGAUAAGCUUAUCCUACCACUUCAACAACCUUUGGACUGGGAACCUUUUCCCAAUUUUAUCUACGGAUAUAAAGUCACUGGAGAACCUAUUAAUAGAAAAUGAUGUUUUCUGACUAUCUUGGAGAUCAGUAGAGUAUUUCACUUCAGUCCUGUGGUUUAAAGCUCAAUUUGUAAAGGUUAGUGGUAUCUGUUGUGAUGAAUCUGAUCAUGCAGAGAUAUUGCUGUCUUCUAAAUGAACUGCAGCAGAAUGCUUUUUUUUAUAAAAAAAAAACCCUACUACUAAGAAGUACAUUUGAUUACUGAUUUGGCCAGCUGCUGCUUCUGUCUUGUCUCCUCCUUGUUAAGAAACUGUUAAGAAAGAUUUGGAGUGUUGCCCAAAUUUCACUUAUUUAUUUGUUUAAGGCAUUUCUAUACUGUUUAAACCUUAGCAUUUCUAAAUUCAGUAACUUGCAGACUAAUGGUCCAAGGACAUGUAGCACUGCUUCCUUCUAACUAACACAAUUUUGUAUCUUUUUAUGAAACUAAAUAUAUUGAUAGUCCAGAAAAGUUAAAUACCUUGCACUUUUUAGAAACCAAACCAUUCUUUAAUAUUGCCUUCCUGCAGGAGUCAUACUUGAUGAUACAGGUGCUGAAGUUCACGAGUCAAUGGUUAGGACAAGUGUUUGCUGCAGCAGAUAACAGUAAGGAAAGAGGCUUGAUAGUAUUAGUAAAGCAACUGACUCCAAUAAAGAUGAACAGUUACUUUGUUAAGAAGAACAAUUAUUUGCCAGGUAUGCAAGUGUUGCUGCAGACUCCUAAGAGUUAGUAAAUUGUGAGCUUUCAAUUCAGGAAGGUGAUGUCAUUAUAUUGUGUAAAAUGGGGGGAAAGUUCUUUGUCUCAUGAAAGAGAACUUUUAUAACUUAACUGUGUUUAAAAAUAAUCUAGAAGAAAAGAUUGGGGGUUUCCAGGCAUUGACCUUCUUACCGCAAAGGAAAACAGUGUUUUGUUUCAAAGCUUUGAUUCAGAGUAGAAAAGAGGCAUUUCCCUGUUCCAUCGCAGUCAUCUCCAAUUAACUACCUCCUUUGCUACUUUGUGUCAUUAACCAGUGUGCAUGUAGGUGGCAUCACUAAUCCUGCUACACCAACCUAUUGCAACUGCCUAGAAGAACAUAAACCCUACUGCUGCAACCUGACCACUUCACACAGGUGGGGGCAAAAUGAUUUAGCAAAACAUGUACUGUGGGCAUUAAAACAGGCACUCCCAGAUUAUCAGAGGUCCAGAUCAAUGCCAUAAACUCUCUAUAUGGAAAGCAUGCCACUAAGUGGGAGAGAUUUUCAGUGUUAGUAGAGGCAUGGAAUUCAGUUCCAUGUGUUUAUGUAGAGAACACUUCAGAUAGUUUUUAAUUCAAAGAUGGUAAACUUAGUUGGUCAUUCAUCAGGUUGCAAUUUUAGAAUCUGAAAGAUUUGGACUUGGAUUCUUCUCUCUCUGUGUAUGUAUUUUACAACAAUAGCAUUAUUAUUCUCAUUUCCUAUUAAGUUAAUUUGCAUAAGAAAAGUACAGCUCUAGUGAGUUCUUAAUUUCUUGAGCAUUGAGCUUGGGAAGCUAUGCUCCAUACUCAAUAAAGGUAAAGGUACCCCUCACCGUUAGGUCCAGUCGCGGACGACUCUGGGGUUGCACGCACAUCUCGCUCUAUAGGCCGAGGGAGCCGGCGGUUUGUCCGCAGACAGCUUCCGGGUCAUGUGGCCAGCAUGACUAAGCCACUUCUAGCGAACCAGAGCAGCACACGGAAACACCAUUUACCUUUCCGCCGGAGUGGUACCUAUUUAUUUACUUGCACUUGACGUGCUUUUGAACUGCUUGGUGGGCAGGAGCUGGGACCGAGCAACGGGAGCUCACCCCAUCGCGGGGAUUCAAACUGCCAACCUUCUGAUCGGCAAGCCCUAGGCUCUGUGGUUUAGACCACAGCACCACCCGCGUCCAUACUUAGUAGCUUGAGAUAAAUCAAAUCAGAUAUUGGUGAGAGCAACAUAGAACAUGAAUGCUUAGAAAAGGAUGUCAUUCUUGUAAACGAUGGUAUAAUGACACAAAGUGUAUAUGUGGAUGCCAAAAAGGUGGGUUAAUUUUUAGCCAAGCCAAUUUUAUUGCUGAAUUGGCAUGCUUUGGAGAUCUCAACUUCUGUAUAAGAAUGAAGAACUGGAACUUGGAACAAAAUAUUGGGGGUAUAUUCCCCAGCCCUAAAAGAACAGCAAGCAGCCUGAAACAGGAGCCUAGUAGUCCUGUUCAGUCCUUGCAGGAGUGGGGCAAAGGAAAAGGACUCCUUUUUGUGGUUCUUUGCUUCUUUUCCCUCCUUCCCACACCUUUCCCUGCUCUGUUGAGAAGGGGCUUCCAGCCUGCAACCUGAGCAUUCUAGAGAUAUAUGGCAAGGAUUUCUGAUGAGCAACAAAAUGUAUUGUUUUUCCUAAAACAUUCCUAUGUAGUACCAUGGAGGCAGGGUUUUAAAAAAUCUUUGAGUUCAUGUUUCCCCAAACUAAUCCCACUUCACUGUGAGCUGUUAGGGGUUUGAGCAGGAUGGUGUCCUCUUGUUCCUUACCUUCCAUGUUCCACACAAUCUGCCAGACAUCUGGUUCCUUUUAUACCCCCCUUUCUUCCCAUGUAAGCUCAAUUGUCCUCAACAUUUUGGGGAGUUCUGAAUCUCCAGUGGUGUGCAUUUGGGUUACUCUUGGAGUUUUACAAUUUUUCAUUUAUUUUAAUAUAGGAUUCUCCUAGUAUAUAGAAACCAUACAUUUAUUUUUGAUUGUCCUGUUUCGCUUUGAAACUGAUAGGCACUUGAGUCCCUGAAUUUGCUAUAAAAUGGAACGAUUUUAUUUUUAAUUUUUAAUCAACUGACCUCAAAACUACUUGGCUCCCAGGUCUUCAAUAUUUUCAAUCCUCUGUCUUCCUAAAUACACUUGCUGCCUUGUAAUAGUAUUCUCUAAGCCAGAAAUCAUCUGUACAACUCUAACAUAAAAAUACAGUGUCUUUCUUUUAUAUUUAUUGUUCUAACUGCUUGAUUUUAGAAAAGGGAAAAUGUAUUCUGAGACUGUAAAUACAUUAUGGGUGAUUUGGAGAGUAGACUCAUUGAAAUAAUGGAUUUCACUGGGUCUACUCUGAGUAUGACUUAGUGCCAUAGGGUGAUAGCCAGCUAUCUGAAUCUCUGAGGUUAAGAUUCCAGUUAAUCAGAGUCAAAAUGCUGUAGAAGGACAAAAUGUAAUUCUGUGUUUCUUUUCUUUAGUGUUCCAGUUCAGCUUUUUAAAUGUGUUAUUAAAGUAAAAAAACCCUAUGAAUUACUGAAUACUGUGACUAACGUUGCAAAGAUGUGUUAAGCCUCUGUUUUUCUAUAUGGUUUUCAGGGUGCUUAACUUGUAAAAAUGCAGUUGAUGAUGCAGCUCUUUCCAGUGCUGCCCAUCUCCCUUCCACUGAUUGAACUUUCAAAAUCUGAUUGGACAGUGUCUAUGUAUUUUUGUAGUCUGUUCAUUUUCCAUUUAGACUGAGCAUUCCAUUUUGUUACAAAGCUCAUGACCUCCUUAUGACCUUUAGAUAUUCAGGCCCUGUUUUAUUCCAAAUUUGGUUGAAUCUAUUGCCCUCAUGUUUUUUCUUUUAAUGAAGCUGAUUCUGCUAGUCACGUUGGCCCCUAAUAAUCAUUCAACACUUUUUAAAAACUCUUUAGUUUUUGUCUGUCCAACAACCAGCAGAACCUCUUAGUUAUUUUAAGUUGCUCGGCAACACAAAGGACCAGUAAGUUUUGCAUGCUAAUAUAGUAAAGUUCAACAUUUCAGUUGCGCUACAAGUGUACUAUGGUGCUGGUAUUUGUUACUGCUUUCCCCUUAGAAGUGAUGUAAAUGGCAACAGAAAACUUCCAAAAUGUGUGCUAGAAGUUGUGCAGAUCAAGUGUUAAAUGUGCAUAAGGAAGCCUUCAUAGAUUAAGGCAACCAUGACAGCAGUGCAUCUAACUGUUUCUUCCUCAGUUUAAUACCAUAUUCUUCCUAUAACAAAUCAAGGUUGGCAGCGUGAAGAUCCACAACACAAAGGACUUGUAAUAUUUGGCUGAAAUAUCACUUAUUGGCAAUUUUUAGGAUUCAUUUUUUACUGAUGUUUUAUAGUUUUCUUUGUAACAUUAUUUAUCGUUUUGUUAAGCUGCCAUGAGUGUUUCAUAAUAAAGGUGUAAUACAAAUGUUAGAAAUUAUUUUACUAACAUUGGGGAAGAUUCACAGCCUUUUUAUGAUCUUUUAUAUAGGCUGAAUGCUCAUGUACCUACCCAAAGAAACAGGGCUCAAAUAGGGAUCAGUCCACAGGGUGAUGGGCCAUAUGUUGAAGCCCAGAGGGAGACAAAGGGGAGAUGUCACAUUUGCCUGGCUUCAGAAAGGUUCAAAAUAUUUUCUGUAAAAACAUUUAGCAUAGUGAAUCUCCAUAUGUAGGAUAAAUGUCAAUUUUAUGCAAUGUAAAAUUAAUACAGAAAUAAUGUUGAUUAUAAUACAACUCUGUGAGUCAGAUAAAUUCCAAUAUAUUACGGUGCAACCUAAAAGGAAAUUACUUUAUUAUGCUGUUUCUGGAUUUAUUAUAGUUUACUUUUACAUGAUAACUUUAGAGUGAAUGUAUUUAUUUACGUAUUUACUACAGUAGCAGCAGCUGACAGGUAAGACACGGACUAUAAUUGAAAUGUCUAGAGUUUCAUUUUUAAAUGUUCUAGUGGCAGCAGUAUCACUUUACUCUCAGAAAUAAUGUAUGCCCUUCCUACUAAUAUUGCUAAAUAAUAGGACAGUAAGCAAAACAUCUGACUUCAUAACAUUCAGCCUUCUAGUUUUGUCAGAUUUGUCUUUUUCGUCUUUUUUUUUCUUUUGUCUCCAUGUUUUUGUUUCAGCCAUUUUUUUGUUUUGUCUUAUCCAUUUUUUAAUUCUAGAACAACCAGAUAAUGCUAAUGACACUACUGAAUCGGGCAACUUUGUCAUACCCGAGAUUAGUGUUACAAAUGUGACUGGAGAGAGAACCGGGAAUGGGGAAAAAAGCAGAGCACCAACAGAGAAUGAUGCUCAGCAUAUACAGGGUGUGCAGGAAGCACCUACAGAUCCUAGAGUUGACAGCAAAGGCAUGCCAGAGAUCAGGAGGCAAAAAUCUGUAAGAAAAAUUAUGGAGGAUGGAAUAAGCUCACCUGGCAGAGUGCAGUUUUAGCAGAGCACUUUGUAGCUACACUCAGAAGGUAUCGAUUGAAAGGGUCACUGCUGCAUGUUUGGAAGAUUACAGUAUACAAUAAAUAUAUUUGCAUGUUACCUUGAAUAAAACACAAUUGCAUGCUUUGCACAUAGAACGGAUCUUUGUGCUGAAUACAUUGUUAGCAUGCUGGUAGUUCUUAAGUUUUAGCUUGGGAAACCACACUGAGAGACUUCAAAUUGGCGGGCAACUGAGUUAUUUUUAGAUCAGUACUAAUCUUUUAGCUAUACAAAGUCACUUAAGGAAAAAUUUCUUCGAAAUGUACAUAAACCAUGUCAGUUCAUCCUAUUUUUUAUUUUUAUCAUUUUAAAUCUUUGCAGCCAUGAGAGCUAAUACUCCAGUGUGUAAGGUUUCUAGACUUCUCAUUAAACCACUUUGUACUGCAGAAUGUGACCUUUCAGUCCUUGAAAUAUAAGCACUGUUGGGUUUGCUAAAAUUUGAGAACCUGCAGGUGAUGCCGUAUUGGCUUUUAUGGUGCCCUGAUUAUCUAGAGCCAUGAUUGAUUCGCUAUGCAGAUAGUUAUGUAGAUGCCUUUGCAUAUAUUUGGAAUAAAUAUAUUUCUACCUUUCUGUAAUAUAUCUAACCUCUUUCUAACCUUUUGCAUGAAUAAUGAGUACUUUUUUAAAUUGCUACAAAAUGAGAUUAUAAGCAUGCUUCUAAUAAAUUUACUUUACUAUUCUGAUAUAAAUUCUACUGUACACUUUUUGUCAAUUUGAGAUAAUUGGUAAGUUUUCUAUCUUCUCCUUAAUCUUUUGCUUUGUGCUAAGAAAUGCCAAAAUCUUAACAGUACUGGAUGCAAUCACUUGCAAAACAUGGUUGAGUAAAUUCAUAUGUUAAUUGUCAUCUUUUUCUAUGCAGGUAAUGAACUAGGCAUUCCAGAAGAAGAACUGAUAGAGGUGUCUGAAGUUGAUGAGGGUUUUUACUCUAGGGCUCCUUCUACCACAAAUCAUUCUGCUUUCAGCAGCAACACCAGUAACAAGACUCAGCUAGGCAAGAGUCAGCGGAGGUCUGGAGGAAGCAAGGUUGGAGGAAAAGAAAAAGAAACUGUUGGUGAAGCCUACAAAGAUCAUCUGUCUCGUAAACAAAACCAGCGAGCAAUGAGUGAGAAUUUAGAGCUUCUGUCUUUAAAGAGACUGACCCUGACUAGCAGCCAAUCUCUGCCUAAGCCAGGCAGUCAUAGUUUGGCUAGAACUAGCACUACUCUUUUUAGCAAAUCCUUUGAGCAGGUCAGUGGUGGUGUAGUCCCAAAUAAUCACCACAGUGGCACAGAAGCAAACAGAUUUUCAGUCUGUAGUCUGCAAGAGGAGAAUCUGAUUUUUGGAGCCGACAGAAUAGAACUUCCUAUUUCAAGCAAACAGCCAAAUCAGCAACGACCACCUACCAUCAGCAUAACUUUGUCAGCAGACUAA